AUGGACACCUACAUAGAGCCGCUCGGGAAGGUUGAGAUGCGGCUGCUUGAACGACGCAAGAAGGAGUUCAAGGCCAUCACGCCUAGCGUUCUCCUCCGAAUCCCAGGGGGCUCAUCGUUCUUCAGUUCAGGCGCAAAUUACGCCGCGUUCGAGCACAGGAGCAUGAUGCAGAUAAUGCCGAUAUUGGUGGCUGACGAGAGUGCAUUGAAGGGUGGAGAGGAGGGAGAGCUGCGUGCUUUACAGGUCAAAGCGUUCCGGCUGUUUGCUGUGUUUUACAAGGCGUUUCUGGGGGUUGACAGGCACACACAUACAACAAUUGCGAUUGCCCGUCAGCAUGCGAUAGCGUUGGUGGAGUUGCUACCGCGGGCAUUUCCAAAGCAGGCAUCCCACUGGAGACUCCCAAAGAUACACAUGAUAAGGCAUUUACUGGACAACGUUGUGCACCGUGGGAUGCCGCACCAUUAUUCCACGGAAAUGUGGGAGCGCACGCACAAGGGCACGGUUAAGGGUCCAGUAAGAGGGAGCAACUGGAGCGACAUUCCACGCCGCAUUGUGGAGGAGGAGGUGCAGCGAGAGGUGUACCGUGAAGUGGCUGCAGACGCGGGGGGUGGGCGACAGUACGCGACCGCAUUGAGCGAGGCAAUCAAGACGAGGAAACCGGUGCUUACAAAGAAGUAUCGGAUCAUGCGCAUAGGCGGGGAGUCGGAUCCAGUGUACGAUGAGUACACCGCCGCGCUUGGAGACGAGAUGAAGGGGAUGGCCGAUGAGUUCAAGGCGUUGGGGCUGUCUACCAACAACGUGCAGGUCCACACGGCGGUGGCCAUUCCGCGCACAAGGGGCGGAGAGCUAGUGGCAAAAGGGACAUUUGUGAAGGCGUCUCCCCGAGAGAGGUGGUAUUCGGACGUGGCACUGCUGAACAACAAGAAGGGAGACUGGUUUGCAAGAUGUCUGUGCAUCUUCAGGGCGGUUGACCGUGAUGGGGAGUGGAAGGGGUACGCAUACGUGCGGUACUAUGAGGGGGCGGGAAUAUGCAAGCUUACGGGGUGCAAGCAGCUGCACAAGCAAGUGGAGAAGGUGAGCCGUGAUCGCAACACCCUCAUCCUAACCAUUCACGAGGCGCAUCGCAUCACAGGCGAGGUCGCGCGACCUGUCACGGAGCACGGCUUCAGUGUGCAGCACCUCACCAACACCCGAAUCGUCAACAUUCGUGGGUCGGUUCCUGAAGGGGGCCUUCCGCACCUGCAGGGAGUGGAGGAUGCGCUGAAAGGCCAUUACCGCGUUAUGCUCAUGAAGCGUGCGAUAGCGGCGAAGCGGUUCCAGUUCGACUAUUCGGCAUCCAUCGCUGACGUGGAUUAUGGCCUCAUGCUCGAGUGGCUGGGAGAAGCGUGGACUCGCGUGCGCGCAGCAACCAUGCAGAGGAGCUGGUGGCGCGCCGGAUGCGUGCCCCCGAGCUGGCCGCCACUGAUGGCGUACCUGAGUGACACGAGCGCAACGGGCAUGUUUGAGCCCCUCAUUGCGAUAUGCGUCGAGCUGCAGUUGCUCAUCGAGAAGUUCAAGAUGAGGCCUGCGUGCUAUAUGACGGCGGCCGAGUUCGUCAACUGCGACGCGGGACUCUGCGUGGAGCAGGGGUUCAGGGCCACACCUGCGGCCAGCGCGUCGGAUGACUCGUCGGGCGAGAUGAGCCUGCCAGACGGCCCACUGCUGCGUGACGAGCGCAGCAGGCGGCGCGUGAUUCGCAACGUAACAAAUGCGUACGUGGAGCGUGCCGACGCGCUCGGCAUUCCCCCGGCCCUCGUGCCAGCAGAGGUCGGAGCAUCUAACCAGGAGGUGAUUUCCCGCCUCGGCAGGAUGCCAAUCAAGCGUGCGUGCGCGGGGAUGCGCCCUGAGGACGUGCCAGACCCAGCGGUGCGCGAGACUGAGGACGACGAGUGA
Molecule: messenger RNA, 1932 nt
Organism: Closterium sp. Yama58-4
Lineage: Eukaryota; Viridiplantae; Streptophyta; Zygnematophyceae; Desmidiales; Closteriaceae
Source: the annotation of a GenBank genome assembly